Molecule: messenger RNA, 2045 nt
Organism: Galleria mellonella (greater wax moth)
Lineage: Eukaryota; Metazoa; Arthropoda; Insecta; Lepidoptera; Pyralidae
Exons: 2
Coding region: 326-1036 (236 amino acids)
Source: RefSeq, a predicted model, not a curated record
UCGAAGGAUUCGCAUUGUUUAUAAUUAAAAAAAAAACGUUCAUAUGAACUUAGAAGAAAAAGAGUGUUUCAUAUAUUUUAAAAAGAAAUAGGUGUGUUUCAUAUAUACUUAAAAGAAGUGCAAAAUAUUUUUCACAUUUUGGAGUUAAGAAAAAAUUUGUGUUUGAUAUAUCAACGGAAUUAACAUCUUGUGUUACAAAAAUAUUUUUAAAAUAUAAGUGUGGAAAAGUUUAUAAAAUUACUAAUACAUAAUAUACAAAAUGACAGAAUAAAAAACGAAAAUAUUAAUCAUAAAAUUAAGUUAUAGUUAAAACAAAAUACAAUCGAUGUUAUUUUUUAAUUUGCCAAUGAAAAGUGAAAAGAUAAAUUUUAAGAUGAGUUUAACCAUAUUAGUGUUGUGUUUACAAAUAACGAAGAUAUACGCGGCACCGGUCUCAUCACACCAGUCACUGCAGUUGGAAUCUUCAAGAUCGUUGCAGCAACAAUUAUUGGCAUUACAACAGUUGCAGAUGUUAAAGCAGCUGAAUGUAGUGAAUACGCCGCUUGGAACGAACACAGCACCACCAUUGAUAAUAAUAGUACCAAAUCCAUUACAAAAUACAAUAUCAGAUGCGAACAACCUUUUAAAAUUUUCCCCUGCGCCCAAUUUAGAAGAUAAGAACCAAUUAAAAAAUACUAACAAUGAAGAAGUCGAUGAAGAAUUGGACUCUGUUAUUGUAAAUGCAGAAUCUGAAGAUCCUAACGAUGCUCUUGAAGAAACACAGAAAGCUAUAUUACUUGUACCUAAUAGAGGUAGAGUUUCUAUAGGAGGUAUAAUAUCGGCGAUACCAUUUCUACCUAUAGAAAUCAACGUUCCAGAUACCGCGUCGUGGAUAUAUAACUGGAUUUCUAGUAUUAUAUCAGGUAUUGGACAGAGAUGGCCGUUAAAACCUAAGCCUCAAGAAACUCCUCAAGAUACCAACUUAAGAGUGCUGCUGAAACAGUUACAAAUUAAAAAGCAAAAUCAGGCUUUGCCCAUUAUAAUUAUGCCUGUCUAGAUGCCUAUGAUUCCAGGACAGCUUUUGUGAAAUAACAUCAUCAUUUCAACCAUUAACCAAUGUUUGUCUUCAUAGUUCUACCCCAUAAAAUUUCACAUAGAAUGAUCCUAAGAUACAGUCAUAAAGUACCAUAAGAAAUGACUUUGAGAUAUCCGCAUUCAUUCGACUUCCUGCAAUACAUUCAUACUUGUCGCACAAUUUAAUGGGAAGUUCGAAGAAGUGUACAAAAAUUACGAUGCAUUUUACAAGAAUAUAAAAUGUUUCGUUAAUUUAAUGACUUAAUUAAGAUUUUUAGAAGAGAUCACAUUCGAUCUCUAGACCAAACAGUGUAUUACAGAUAAAAAUGAAUCCUUUUUUAGGAAUUAUGAUAUAACAAAAAUGUAUUUAAGAUAUGUAAAGCAUAUUUUAACAUAUACCAUGUUACAUCUGUGUUGAUUGUGUUUAAUCAGGUUAACAAACGUUUAUUUAUAUAUUUAUAGCUAAAUAUAGUUCAAAUGCCAGAACAAAUAAUAUACCAAAUAUCAUGUUAUUAUAGUUUUUACAUAGUAACAAACCUGCCCUUAUUCAAAAUAAUUAAAAAAAACCAGCGUGACAAUAGUUACCUCUUCUAUUUAUAUGGGAAAAGACUGUAAUGGGUUGUGUACAGUUAUAGUGGAUAUGGUAGGCAUUACAGUUAUAAGAAAUCCUAUUAAUUUUUUUAAUCAAUAAAUAAACGAUGGUCUGAAUAAUUUGUAUAAAUAAAUAAUAAAAUAUUUUCUACUACUAUCUUUGCUUUUGCUUGUUUUUUUUUUUAAUCUUUGUAUUAAGUUAGUUACUUAAUAGGUGUCUGAACUGGACAUGUGCUGGUAAGGCAUAAUUAUACUAUACAAGAUGGAUCUCACGAACACACUGGACAGAUUGUGCGGUGAAACAUCGGAAUCCAUGGAACACUUGAUGUGCAACUGCGACUCGUCCUCAAGUAUGCGUUUGAAUCUACUAGGAACGGCUUAUACAGAGCCAGGGGACUACA